Momordica charantia (bitter melon) is the source of this 1526-nucleotide messenger RNA. RefSeq names its product XAP5 family protein (gene XCT). The record is from RefSeq and is a predicted model, not a curated record. Gene Ontology annotation, biological process: chromatin organization. Gene Ontology annotation, cellular component: nucleus. Lineage: Eukaryota; Viridiplantae; Streptophyta; Magnoliopsida; Cucurbitales; Cucurbitaceae.
UUCAAUAAUAUUCAGGAUUAACACUUGCACCAUCUCCGAUCCAUUCCGAAAGGCGGCAACUAGGGGUUGUGACCAGAGCCCGCUGGCGGCGACCGUGGAAAGAGCGGAGAAGGAUGUCGGGCAUGGGAGACGGGUACGUGGGCACUGCCCAAGACGCCGUCAGGAUUCGAAGACUCGAGAAGCAAAGAGAAGCCGAGCGCCGGAAAAUCCAGGAGCUCAAAGCCAAGACUGCCUCCGCUAAAGGCCAGCCCGGUCUCCUUCAAUUUGGGUCCAGUACCUCCGAGAUUCUCGAGACAGCGUUCAAGAAGGAAACUGUUGGUUUGGUGACGAGAGAAGAGUAUGUUGAGAAGAGGGUGAAUAUUCGUAACAAAAUUGAAGAAGAGGAGAAGGAGAAACUUCAAAAGCUACAACAAGAGGAAGAAGAACUCCAAUUGCAAAAACGUAGGAAAAGGAAAAUAAGGGGGAAUUCACGCCUGUCUUUUUCUGAUGAUUUUGAGAAUGGAAGCGAUGAGGAUGAUGAAAACAUAAAUUUGGAGCCAAGGAAGAUUGGGCGUGGUAAACUUGGCAAAGAUCCUACAGUGGAGACUAGCUUUUUGCCUGAUAGUGAGCGGGAAGCAGAGGAGCAAGCUGAACGUGAAAGGCUGAAGAAACAGUGGCUUCGUGAGCAGGAGCAAAUUCGAAAUGAGGCCCUCGAAAUCACUUAUAGUUAUUGGGAUGGAGCAGGCCAUAGGCGAGUGAUUCAGGCACGAAAAGGUGAUACAAUUGGAGAGUUUCUAAGGGCUGUACAGCAGCAACUUGCCCCUGAGUUUCGGGAGAUAAGGACUACCUCUGUGGAGAAUUUGCUAUACGUGAAAGAGGAUCUUAUAAUACCCCAUCAACAUAGCUUCUAUGAACUUAUUGUGAACAAAGCUAGAGGCAAAAGUGGUCCGCUUUUCCACUUUGACGUGCACGAGGAUGUCCGGACAAUUGCUGAUGCAACAAUAGAGAAGGAUGAGUCUCAUGCUGGGAAAGUUGUUGAGAGGCACUGGUAUGAAAAGAAUAAGCAUAUCUUUCCUGCUUCAAGAUGGGAGAUAUAUGAUCCGACAAAGAAAUGGGAGCGGUAUACCAUCCACGGGGAUUGAUUCAAUGACAGAAGCACAACUAGUAUGAUUUAUGGCUUGAAUUCUCAGUUUUUAUUACCUCUGUUUUCUCAUACACGCCGAGUUUGUUUGACAUCGAGUUGGACUGAAGGUGGAAACUUUCUGGGAAGCAAAAUGAUGCAUCUUUUACAUGAGCAUCUGUAUUCUUGUGCGGUAUGAAUGGAUGCGUAUUGUGUUAUUUAAGCAUUUAAGCCCCUAGUAUUGAGAUACGUAUUGUCCUGUACUUGGCUUUAGAAACUUGUUUAGAUUGCAAUAAGCUCGCAUUCCCUUUGAUAUUGAGAGAUUCUCGUCUUGUUGAACUUCAACCUAUUUGAAUUGUUAUUUUGGAAGGAAAUUAAAAAAGACAAACAAUGACAGGAGUAAUGUGAUUAUGUUAAUGCAUAUCCA